Messenger RNA from Oncorhynchus nerka (sockeye salmon), 5424 nucleotides. RefSeq lists its product as uncharacterized. The record is from RefSeq and is a predicted model, not a curated record. NCBI's taxonomy places the organism in Eukaryota, Metazoa, Chordata, Actinopteri, Salmoniformes, Salmonidae. The transcript is spliced from 11 exons. Gene Ontology annotation, cellular component: nucleus. Bases 3178 to 3984 code for a protein of 268 amino acids.
CAAAAAAAAUGCUACCCUCCCCUGUUAUUUGUAGGGGUCCUGAGUGGUGCAGCGCCUUAAGGCAUAGCGUCUCAGUGGUAGAGGCGUCAUUACAGACACCCUGGUUCAAAUCCAGGCUGUAUUACAACCGGCCGUGAUUGGGAGUCACAUGGGGGUGGCCCGGUGUAGGCCGUCAUUGUCGAUAAGAAUUUGUUCUUAACUGACUUAUUUUUAGUUUUAAAAAGGUUACAUUUACAGUGGGGCAAAAAAGUAUUUAGUCAGCGACCAAUUGUGCAAGUUCUCCCACUUAAAAAGAUGAGAGAGGCCUGUCAUUUUCAUCAUAGGUACACUUCAACUAUGACAGACAAAAUGAGAAAAAAAAUCCAGAAAAUCACAUUGCCGGUUCACAUACCACCAUUGAGGUUGCCCUUGGUAAAGCUAUUCUUCAAUACCUGAACCGUAUCAGUCACUCUAGGAUUGCGCAGGGAUUCUAUAUUCAUGUGGGGUCAUGCAAGAGAGGAAAACACAAAUGUUUUGUGAAGAGGUUGGUGUUAUAAUCCACACAUGUCGUUCACCGCCUUCACCACUCAGAUUCCAAGUCCUGUGCUCUCGCUUGAUUGUGUUUUGAGGUGUCGGUUCACAUCCCACCAUUGAGGUUGCCCUUGGUAAAGCUAUUCUUCAAUACCUGAACCGUAUCAGUCACUCUAGGAUUGCGCAGGGAUUCUAUAUUCAUGUGGGGUCAUGCAAGAGAGGAAAACACAAAUGUUUUGUGAAGAGGUUGGUGUUAUAAUCCACACAUGUCGUUCACCGCCUUCACCACUCAUUUUCCAGGGUUUUUGAAAGUCAAAAUCUUCCAAUGCCAUAAAAUGGUACAGAAUUUUACAGGUUACAUGAUGAGGAUGGGAUUUGAACCCAUGCACGCAGCGCACAAUGGAUUAGCAGUCCAUCACCUUUACCACUCAGCCACCUCACCUUGUAAUAUCCAUGUGGCAAAUGACCCUAAAGAACUGUAGUUGCUGUAUGUAAACUCUUGAUUGAAAUCAAUGAAAGUUAGGCAGAGCAAUGGCAGGGCCAUGUGUCGAUCCCAUCGAGACAUUUGACAAAUGUGUUGUCAGGCCGAGUGGUCUCAAGUGCUUGAUUAACUGUGUUGAGGUGUCAGUUGAAGUCCCACCAUUGAGGUUGCCCUCGGUAUAGCUAUUCUUCAAUACCUGAAUCUUAUUAGUCGCUCCAGGAUUGCCGCAGCGAUUCUAUAUUCAUGUGGGGCCAUGUAAGAGAGGAAAUAACAACCGUUUUGAGAAGAGGUUGGUUUUUGUCGUGGAAAUGUCCUCUAUUUACCAAAUCAUGAGAGCAAACCACACAAGUCAGAGUUAGUUAUCAAAGUCCAUCUUUAAUUAUAUGAGCUCUAUCACAACCCUGUGACUCUCAGAUCAAUUCAGUGUCUAUCCAUGAAUUCUCUGAGAGCCCCCUCUACAUUGCAACUGAGAUCCUUUAAUAGCAAAUAACACACAUAGUCAGACAGCAUAGACAAAAUAAAUCGUUCAGCUUUGUCUCCUUACUCAAACCCAGAACCAUAAACCAAUCCUCCAUAUCAACAGGCAUAUAUCAAAUUGUCAUUUAGAUACAACCAAUUCUAAAUACAACCAAUCCUGGACAAACUCACAGAGAGUAUAGAAUGAUUCCAGACACUGCCAUCCUCCUCUCCCCGAUGGGAAAAGUAGGGAGUGACUGGCACACAGACACAGUGGAGCAAAAGAUAUGUUUACACAUGAUGACACCUUGACCUCUCCCCUCUCUGCGGCCCAUGCAACUUAGUCUUGACAUAGAACAGAUAACUGCCAAUGGCCACCACUAUAGUACAACAAAAUACAUUCUUAUGAGAAAUAACUCAUAAGCAUAUCAUGAAAAUAAAACAUCCUAUCUAUGUUACCCACCAAUUCUGAUUAUUCCCCAACAUUCCCCUCUCAAGGGACUCAGUCCCUUCUGAAGAAUCAGAACAGUAACAUGGCACCUUACUAACAGUAGUUGCAGAAUAUAUAAUACAAUUAAAAAAUCCAUAAUCAAAAUGUAAAGAUAAUAAAUAAUCAAAUCCCUUCAAUGUAAUUAUUCACCCUUCAGAAACUGAGUUUACAAUGUUUAUACCAUAAUACAGACUUGCACCUGUUUAAACAUAUAGAAUAAUACAUUUGUUGAGUAAAAAUGAAAAUAACAAAACAUAAAUGCUCCCAAAAUUACAAUAGAACCCAGUGUCUAAACACAGGCCUCCUCACAACAUAUAGGACAGACAUCCCUCUAAGUCCUCAUGCUCAGAAAUAUACUUAGGAAUAGAGAAUAGGUCAUUGAAAUCAUUCAUAUUCCAAAUCAUAAGCAACAACCCAACUAUUUAUCAAACCAACAUUUAGAAUAGCAUUAGGAUAGCAUAGGAUAGUUUCACUUUAGAAAUAAAGAAAUGUAUCCAGUUGUCGAUUAAUCUCAGUUAAUUUAGAACUAAAGUCUUGCGUAAUUGGUCAGCUGCUUGAUUAUGUUUUGGGGCCAUACAUGUUAAGAGAAGGGAUUAAGAGAUGCUUUAACGGUGAUGUGGUAAAGUUGGACCCAGGCGCAGAGAAGAGACCAGAAGAUGAAGCAGUGGUUCCAACCAGUGUCUCCACCCCUCAAGGGCCCACUUAACUGCCAAGAGCUCCCGGUUAGCUACAUCGUAGUUGACUUCCGGUGGUCGAGAACCGCUUGGAGAGAAAGGCGCAUAGGUGAAGUUUCUUGUCCUCCUCGUUCCGCUGUGAAAGGACCGCCCCAGCUCCGGUAUCUGAGAUGUCCACCUCUACCACAAAGGGGCGAGUAGGAUCAGGAUAAACGAGGAUGGGUCCGGAGGUGAAAGGUCCCUUGAUCUCUAUGAAUGCCCUGUCAGCCUCGGGAUUCCUGCAAAAACCUGCUUGAGUGAGGUGGGACAGGGCCGUAUAUGUUCCGGAGGUGUUUUUGGAGAAGAUCAGGGGCCUGUUGCACAAAAGUAGAAUUAAGACAUCCGGGAUAAAUGACUCAGCUGAGCUCAAUGAAGCCAAAACAUGUGCGUCCAGGCUUAAUUGGUUGCACAAAGACCAAGCCAGGAUGAGCAGACACGGAUUCAUUAAGCCAGGUGAAACCAAUCCUGGAUAGGUGCGCGCUCACGGCUCACUCAAAUAGACCCCGCCACAGAUUAACUGAUUUACCAUGGCAACUAGAGCCGCGUACUUUUCCCCGUCGGAAGCACAAAUCCUCAUGGAGGCAUACGAGGAGGUAAAAGAUAUAAUUAAGAAGAAAGGCAACACCGCCACAGUGAUAAAGCAAAGAGAAAAAGCGUGGCAAAGUAUUGCAGACCGCCUGAAUGCAUUAAACAUGAACGGGCCAAAACGGACAUGGCAGCAGGUCAAAAUCAAAUACAAGAACAUUCUGCAGAAUGCAGUGAAAAAGAAUACCCACAGACAAGGCACGGGUGGUGGGUCACCAAAGGCUGACCUUACCCCAGCAGAGGACAUGGCCUUGGAGCUAAAUAAAGGCAGGCCCGUCUUAGAGGGGAUCCCUGGGGGGAAAGAGACGAGCAUAGGUUCCUCCCAAGAUGCCACCCGCUUCAUUCAAGUGCCUGGCAGCACUGUGUUCCUGUUAGAGCCACCAGCACAAGCACCAGACGAUGCUGAUCCAGGUGAAGGCCCCAGUGCAGCAGCAACAGCACAUGAUGGAGACGAUGAUGAGGAGGAGACCAUCUCUCUGGAUUCCAGAAGGCAUGAGGACCCAGAUGCUAUACAGUGGGAAAACCAGCCUGGCAACAUAAGCUCACAAGCUAUCAGAAAGUUGUAUGGCAACCACCUCCGGCGCCAAAUAGAACUGGCAGACAUAGACAUUCAGUACAAGAAGAAAAAGAUGGAAAAUCUUGCACUGGAGUCCGAAAUAAAAAAGAGGACAAUUAGGAAACUGGACCUUGAAAUAAAAAAACUUGAGAGGGAGCUCCAAGAAGAUGACACAGCUCAAAAUAAAAAUUAGCAAUCAGUACAACCAAGUCAUCGUUAUAAGGCAUCGCCCUCUUUUGCCCACCCCCCCAGCACCAGGUGUGGCCACUAGCCUAUAUGAAGGCCCAAAAUUGUGUGUUCCUUUCUGCUCUGACAAUGGCAUGCCCAUUCGUGCGAGAUGUGGUGGAUGAAGAAGCACUUGUGCUGAGGAGAGCCUUCAGGCGAGAAAGGGUCUUCAGGGACCGGUUGGACCCACUGGCCUUCCCUGAUGACCAUCUAUAUGAAAGAUACAGGUUUUCUGCAGAUGGCAUCAGGUAUCUAUGCAGACUACUGGGUUCCAGGAUUAAGCACCGCACUGCACGGAGCCAUGCACUGAGUGUGGAGCAAAUGGUUUGUGUGGCCUUGCGCUUUUUUGCUAGUGGAGCCUUCCUGUACUCAGUGGGGGAUGCAGAACAGCUGAACAAGGCCACAAUUUGCCGCACAAUAAGGAGUGUGUGUCUGGCUAUCAAAGCAUUAGCAGAUGUCUUCAUCUCCUUCCCUGGCCACAGAAGACUCUGUGACAUCAAAGAGGAGUUCUAUAGGAUUGCAGAUGGUCUGCAAUGCUGACUGUAUGAUCAGCAAUGUUGUGGCAAAAUGGCCUGGCUCAGUCCAUGACUCCAGAAUCUUUCGGGCCUCUGAAAUCUAUCAGUGCCUAUCACAAGGUGAAUUCUCUGGUGUGUUGCUGGGAGACAGGGGUUAUGGCUGCCAGCCUUUUCUCCUGACACCUUUCACAGACCCCCAGGAAGCACAGCAGGCCUACAACCAUGCCCAUGCCAGGACCAGGGCCAGAGUUGAAAUGACCUUUGGCCUCCUGAAGGCACGCUUUCACUGCCUUCACAAAUUAAGGGUCAGCCCUGUUAGGGCAUGUGAUAUUACUGUGGCUUGUGCUGUCCUCCACAAUGUGGCCUGCCUGAGGAAGGAGAGGGCCCCCAGAGUGCCACCAGCCAUGGACUGGGACAAUCCGGCAAUCUUCCCUGAUGACGACAGUGGUCGGCUGCUGAGGGACCAAUAUGUGUUGAAUUAUUUUAGUUAGUAUGUGUGCUUUCAAUUUUGGUUAAAUAUGUCCUGCGGUGGCAGAGGAAUUUGGGUUUUUUUGGGUUCGUUUUUUGACGAAUUUGGCCUCUUAUGAUGUUUGUGCGGUAUACUGUGUGUAAUACAAGGCUGCAGGGAGGCUACUGCAUCCAUUCAUUUGUCUGUUCAGUUGAUGUGUAUGGAUUUGUCCUGCAUUUAUUUUAGUGUGCAGACAUGCAGAGUGUGUUAUAUACAGACCUUUGAAUGUGUAUGUAUCAUUUUGUAUAAUAUGCUUGGAUUCUGUGCUUUCCAUCUUGUAGAGUCACUGUGACUUCAGUUUCGAAAGGAGCUGAUGGUUUACCUGCUUUGUUUUGUCCUUAUUCAAUAAAGGAACAUAAUGUUACACAUUGUGUUUUUAUAUUCA